This is a messenger RNA of Bolinopsis microptera, 1308 nucleotides long. RefSeq names its product carbohydrate sulfotransferase 3-like. The coding region runs from base 1 to 1242 and encodes 413 amino acids. Gene Ontology annotation, molecular function: N-acetylglucosamine 6-O-sulfotransferase activity. Gene Ontology annotation, biological process: N-acetylglucosamine metabolic process; sulfur compound metabolic process. The record is from RefSeq and is a predicted model, not a curated record. Lineage: Eukaryota; Metazoa; Ctenophora; Tentaculata; Lobata; Bolinopsidae. The transcript has 2 exons.
AUGCGGACCUCCCGUCAGAACAUCACUUUGAAGGUCUUGAUAAUAUUUCUGGUUUUCCUGUGUUCCGCUUAUAUUUCACUGAUACUCAGCGAGACUUGGUUCAGUGCCACAUCUCAGGAGGAAACCAGGACGAUGGGGAUUGGAGAAGCGACUUUAGCGCGACAGGGUAGCGACCAUGUUAUGACUUCAACCCCUAAUUGGGUGGAGAUAAAUGCCAUCAGAAUUCCUAACUCUGCAAGACGCGGGACUGAUGAAACUAGAGUUCCAGUCACUGCAGAACCAAGGACUGAUGAAGGGAGAAUUUCAGCCUCUGAACCCAGGGCUGAUGAAGGAAAAAAGAAGUUAUUUGUGGUGAUCGUGGCAGGCUUUAGAACAGGCAGCACACUUUUGGGAGAGUUCUUCAACAAGAAUAAUGAGAUGUUCUAUUUAUUUGAGCCACUCCAUCAGGUUCGUGCACUUUUAGCAGAGAUCUCCAGCUCCAAACCCUCCACCCCUCUCCUAGAGCUCCAACUACUCUACCUAAACCACCUCCUCAACUCAUGCUCCAUCUUCUCCUACUCAGAGUUCAGAAACCAGAUGUUGAAACUCAGCUGUGGAACAACGGCGGAGAACCUGACCAAGUUCGGUAGAGAAGAGUGCGGAGAAGUUCCGCGUCACUUCAUGUCCCAACUCUGUCAAAACCAUGAAAUUGUAGUCCUGAAAACUAUCCGGAUCAGGGACCUACGAGUUCUAGGUGAGAUACCCAAUAUUAGGGAACACCAAGUUAAAAUCAUCCACUUAUUAAGAGAUCCCAGAGGGGUCGUGAACUCAAGAAGAAAGUUUCCCCACUUUUAUCUCAGAGAUCUAGAUGAAGUUCCAGUGAAGCCCCUGACUAAGCGGAAGAUCAUGCAGACAGCAAGAGACUACUGUGACCAUGAGUACCAGAACUUUCUUGUCACAGAUUCAAUACCAGACUGGCUGAUAGGAAACUACUUACAAGUUACACACUCUCAAAUUAGUACCCACCCCGUGGAUACGCUAGAGAAACUGUACUCUUUCUUGGAACUAGAUAUUCCAGGUAAUGUUAGAGAAUGGGCUGAGAGUUUGUCAAGGACGGGCGAGUCUGAGGUUGGGGCUCUGACGACUCGUAAGAAUUCAACAGAGGUUAUGGAAAAAUGGAGACGUGAGUUGGAGCCUCGUUUUGUACGGGUUAUAGAGAAGACUUGUAAACAUUUGAUGGGCAGAUUGGGAAUUUUUAAGUGACGUUACCAACUUAUGUGACGUGAACGCGCGGUUAACAUCUAUUAGAUCAUAAUGAAUUACCCAUAU